GCUGCGAUGAAGAGGAGCAGCCUCACGAGGAUGGAGCAGCUCUGAUCAACCAGCGCGUGGAACAACAGCAACUAUCGAUAAUAACAUCGCGGAGGAGCUGCGCAAAGUUUGUCAGCGGGAAGGAAGAUUCACCAAUAACAAGGGCAUCGGCCUCGCUCCCCAGCUGCCAGCAUGAUGAAGGACUGCCUGCAGUUCCUUAUCGAGCCGGCCAAGAAGCUCAAGAUCCGACUGAAGGAGUCCCGUAAGCGGGUCAAACUUGAGAAGAAGGAGCUGCCGGUGGAAAGUCAGUUGUUUAUCAUGGAAUUGGCUCGGGAGCUCAAUAAAAUUUGCCAGAGGUCAAACAUCCUCAGCCACAUCUGGACCGGUGAGGACAUCUGGCAGCCGAGUGUGUGUCGCGAUUUUAUCGUGGAGUGGGCCGCUGUUUUAGAAAAGAGAGUGCAGCCGAGGGUCAUACUGUCGGACUACCAGUGUGAAAAGCCAGAGAAGAAAAACUGGAAGGGUCACCUCCUCUGCAUGCUGGAGGCCGGAGGGGAGUGCGACAUGGGGCCCCACAAAAGAGUCAUCAUGGACUGGACCCGGGGGAUUAAAAGCAGGCCUCAGCCCACCGUCUGGCCAGGCGAGCCGGUGCUCAUGAUGCUCGACGACCUGGAGUUCCAGUGGAAGAGGGGUCGUCUCCCCAACCUGCUCCCCGCCAUGGAGCUGGUCAUGCUGUCUGUGCUGAACGCUGACAGCCCUGUGAAGGAGGAUGUGACUAAGCAGUGGCUGGUGAGAAAGCAGAGGAGCCAGAGUACUGACGCCGUCCGCUACAUCCCCCACAGCGUGUGGAAUUGGAUUUGCGAUGCAGCAGAGGACGUCACUCUGGACUCGGACUCCGCCAACCCGGACCUCAUUAUCUCCAGUGAUGAGAAACGUAUGCGCUGCGGCCUGGAGCGCCGCGACGCCCCGCGGUGCCGGCGGCGCUUCAACGGCUGGUGGUGCGCCACGGGCCAGGAGGGCUACACCUCCGGGCGCCACUACUGGGAGGUGGACGUGGGCGAGCGGGACUGGCGGCUGGGGGUCGCCAAGGCGUCCGCCGUGAGGCAGGGCUUCCGCUCGCUCAACACGGCCACGGGCUACCUGACCCUGCGGCUGGAGCGGGGCUCGGACCUGAAAGCCCUGACGGUGCCCGCCACCUCGCUGCCGCAGAGCUCGCUGCCCAGGAGAGUCGGUGUGUACCUGGACUAUGAGCAGGGCCAGCUGUCCUUCUAUGACGCGGAGAAGCGCUCGCACCUGUACACCUUCAACGAGAAGUUCGCCGAGGAACUGUACCCGGUUUUCGGGACCGUGGAGGUGGUGAACGACCUGGUGGUCAGGCCUGCCGAUGUCAGACAGCCGUGUCUCUGCCCCGGGCCCUGCCUCUGGAACUGAAUCACACAUCCCCCACUUCUCCGUCCCGAUCCUCAGCAGCCCACCGAGUCCGUGCUUUCAGUCAUUUAGUCCAUUUGAAUCUCGUGCGCUGGUUCUAGACCCGAAACGUGUCUCUGCGGGCUGCUGUGUGAGACCAGGACCAAGGACCGUUAUUCUGCACUUUCUGUUCCUCUGCCUUCAUGGAGACAUUAGCCGUUUUCAGACAUGAACUCUGGAGUUUGUCUUUCACACAUGAAGAAAUCAGCAGGAGAUUCUCUGCUGAGACUCAUUCACCACCACACAGAGCGUUCAGAUGGGGCGGGGGGUGCAGCAAAAAGAGGUGGGACGUCACAGCACAUCAACACCGGGGUCGGCCCAUUCUACAUGUGACACUGCUUUUUUUAGACUGAGAUUUAUGUAUAUAUAUUUUGUUUUGGUUUUUGUUAUUUCAUAUUUGCAUCUUCCAACACACCAACUCUCUCGUGUUGAAUCCUUCUCCUCCAGGAUCUCCUGGUCCUCUCCUCCACAUGGGCACAUCCUUCCAUUCUCCAGAGUUUUUAACCAGGGUGGGGGAUGCUCCAGAAAUUCUGGAGCAUCUCACUCUGACAUUUAAACAAAUUCUCCAGAGUUCAGUGCAUGUUUGAGAGCAGCUACACAGUAUUUGACUCUUUGUAAUGUAAAGACUAUUUUCAAUGCUGUAAAAAAAUUAAUUCACAGCUGAUGCCAACACGUGCAGGAACAGAAAACGUGCAGGAACAUCCAGGGGAGACGCAUGUUGAGAGAUAAUUCUCACUUCUUGGUUUUUAAGCUUCCUAUUUGUCAGGCAUGAGCUUGUUUUUGCAGCUGUGCUUUUGUUUAAGCGUUAAAUAUGUAAAGAUGUUUCUCUCCCUCUCAUAAAUAUCUGAAUAAAUGAACUGUAAAUGCGC
This is a messenger RNA of Pleuronectes platessa (European plaice), 2312 nucleotides long. RefSeq lists its product as uncharacterized. The coding region runs from base 172 to 1407 and encodes 411 amino acids. The record is from RefSeq and is a predicted model, not a curated record. The transcript is spliced from 10 exons. NCBI's taxonomy places the organism in Eukaryota, Metazoa, Chordata, Actinopteri, Pleuronectiformes, Pleuronectidae. Gene Ontology annotation, molecular function: protein binding.